This is a messenger RNA of Aspergillus saccharolyticus JOP 1030-1, 3728 nucleotides long. RefSeq names its product 3'-5' DNA helicase (gene mph1). Gene Ontology annotation, molecular function: ATP binding; four-way junction helicase activity; 3'-5' DNA helicase activity. The record is from RefSeq and is a predicted model, not a curated record. Gene Ontology annotation, biological process: double-strand break repair via synthesis-dependent strand annealing; replication fork reversal; interstrand cross-link repair. The transcript is spliced from 2 exons. The coding region runs from base 313 to 3639 and encodes 1108 amino acids. Lineage: Eukaryota; Fungi; Ascomycota; Eurotiomycetes; Eurotiales; Aspergillaceae.
GUGGUAAUUGCUUGUGCCGAAGCUGUCCUGGACUGUGCGCCCGGUCAAAUUCCACAACAUGGUGGACAUGUAAAUGCAUUCGCACCAUACGAGUUCGGCUUGUCUCUAUUUGAAAGUACUAUAAGCCACAAUCUCAUGAGACUUCUGCGCAAAAUCGAUGCUGAGCCUAGAGGACGUGAGGCUAUACCUGAUCAGGAAGUUAUGGACUUCAGAUGAUUAAGCAGGCAUGUGAUUGGGAUCCGACGCGUCGCGUUAUGAAAUGGCCAGUUCGAAGCAGCGGCGGAAAACUCAGCGAACCACGUUGGGUUCGACAUGUCUGGCCUGGAAGGGGACUCUUCUGACUACUUUGACAAUGAUCUCGGGGAUUUUAUUGUUGUUGAUGACUCUGAUGCUGCGGCCACCUCGACCGAUCGGGGAUCUCCCUGGCCAGCCAAGCGCCGUCGCCUAAAGGCUGACAAGCAAACCUCAUCACGUCGAAAGAUCCAAAAUGACCGACAUAACACUCGGGAGAGCUCGGAUAUUGCUAGCGAAGAGUGGGAUGAGGAAUUACAGUCCCCAUAUCAAACGUCGCAUUACUUCGAUGGUGCUCCGGAGCCCGAUGCGCAAUCCAAGUAUAAAUUGUUCGUCCCGAAGAACAGAAAUGUCCAGGAAAACAUCUUUGUCACCCAACUCACGCAACCUCAAUCACCUCCGGAAAUGAUUCGGGGCCCACGCUGGAAGAAGCCGGCCUCAGAAUUUACCCCUCUGGCCGUCAGUCCGGCAACACGCGCAGUCAAUGGAAGUGGCGAUGGUAAUAGGACAAAUGACGAUUUUGACGAUGAUGACGCACUCAAAGCGGCCAUUGAGGCUUCAUUGCAAUCCUUCGAAGACGAAAAUUCUAACAAGUGUCAAGCCCAACCUCCGAAUAACCCUCAGCCUCCGUCAUUUGUUAGCACUUCAAGCGAACAUUCUGCCGAAGCUAUGGAUGUCCCAGAAGACUUUCUGAAUGACAUACCUGACGACGCUUUCGACUCAGACUUGUCAUUAUCUCCCUCUCCUCCAACCCACAGUCGACCAGUCUCAAUGACUUUUACGCAGAGUGCAAAUCGUCCACUGGGAGUUCGUCAGACAACUCUAUUUGACAUGACAGCUCGGAGCCCAGCAAAUCAGCCUCCACGUGGUGAGCAGUAUAUUUCACCACCUGAGAAGGUCGAACGUCCAACACAGCAUAGAUUGAACCAGGGAGCAAUGGAUACUUGGAUCUAUCCCACCAAUUUGGGGAAGACGAGAGAUUACCAGUUCAAUAUCGCCCAGCAAGGAUUAUUCCAUAACCUGCUCGUUGCGUUGCCCACGGGUCUAGGUAAAACAUUCAUCGCAGCCACCGUCAUGCUAAAUUGGUUUAGAUGGACCCAAGAUGCUCAGAUAAUCUUCGUUGCGCCCACAAAGCCGCUGGUCGCUCAACAGAUCGAUGCAUGCUUCCAUAUUGCAGGAAUUCCACGAUCCCAGACCACUAUGCUAACAGGCGAAGCUGCCCCUGGCAUUCGAGCCGAGGAAUGGAAGGCUAAACGCGUGUUCUUUAUGACCCCCCAGACCUUAAUCAAUGACUUAAAGACCGGGAUCGCAGACCCUAAGCGCAUCGUUUUGCUCGUUGUAGACGAGGCCCAUCGCGCGACAGGCGGCUAUGCCUACGUCGAAGUCGUCAAGUUUCUUCGACGCUACAACCAGAGCUUUCGUGUCCUCGCAUUGACUGCAACUCCUGGCUCGACGGUAGAGGCUGUCCAGGCAGUGAUCGACGGGUUGGAUAUUUCCCGGGUCGAAAUUCGCACAGAACAGUCCCUUGACAUCCGGGAAUAUGUUCACGCGAAGGACAUUGAAGUGCAAACCUUCCAGAAUUCGGAGGAAAUGGUCCUGUGUAUGGACCUAUUGACCCGGACACUUCAACCAUUGGUUGACCAGCUUCGAAGUCUGAAUGCUUACUGGGGCCGUGAUCCUAUGGGCCUCACUGCGUUUGGCUUGACUAAAGCGAGACAACAAUGGAUGAUGUCAGACGUUGGCCGAAAUGCACACUUUGGAUUGAAGGGCAAAGUAAAUGCUAUCUUCAGCGUUCUUGCUAGCCUUGCCCAUGGAAUUGACCUUCUCAAAUAUCACGGGAUAACUCCAUUCUACCGCCACCUUGCACACUUCCAAUCCAACACCGACGGACAGAAGGGGGGAAAAUAUCAGCGACAAGUUGUUCAAGAUGAAAGUUUCAAGAAAUUAAUGAACCACCUGCAACCAUGGACCAAAAACCCGGAGUUCAUCGGCCACCCAAAACUGGAAUACUUGAAGCAGGUUGUCCUUAAUCAUUUCAUGGACGCUGGUGAGGGUGCGGGUACCGGCAAAGACAAGGGGAAAGCGGCAACAAGAGUCAUGAUCUUCGUGCAUUUUCGAGACAGUGCAGAAGAGGUGACACGGGUCCUCAGCAGGUAUGAGCCGAUGAUCCGACCCCAUGUUUUCGUUGGGCAGAGUAGCGCCAAGGGCUCGGAAGGUAUGAACCAGAAAACCCAGUUGGACAUUGUGCAGAAAUUCAAAAGUGGCACAUACAACACGAUUGUUGCAACUUCAAUCGGUGAGGAAGGUCUUGAUAUCGGUGAAGUCGAUCUGAUUGUGUGUUACGACUCGUCCGCGUCACCGAUUCGCAUGCUUCAACGUAUGGGCCGUACCGGUCGUAAGCGAGCGGGUAACAUCGUGCUACUUCUUAUGCAAGGCAAGGAAGAAGAAUCAUAUAUUAAGGCAAAGGAUAAUUACGAGAAGAUGCAACAAAUGAUAGCCAGUGGUACUAGAUUCGCCUUCCAUGAAGACCAAUCCCCUCGCAUCCUUCCCCUGGGCGUCCGACCCACAGCUAACAAGCGGGCGAUUGAAAUACCUGCGGAGAACACCGUGCGAGAGCUGCCCGAGCCUAAGCGAAGAGGCCGUGCUCCCAAGAGACCGCCCAAGAAGUUUCACAUGCCGGAUAAUGUGGAAACAGGCUUUACAAAAGCGUCCAGUUUGGCUGAAGGCGGUAAACGUAGGGGGUCGAAGAAGAGCAGAGCUCGCACGCCGACUCCGGAGCCAGUCGAAAUCCCGGCGCUCGAAGAUGUCUUACUUACAUCAGCGCAGCAAACCGAGCUCAGUAUUCAUUAUGGCAAGGCAGGUCAGGCCCAUGCGCCGUCGAUUUUCAAUCCCAGGACUGACGCUUUUCCGCGCCUCCAACUCACCCCUCGGCCCAUCAAAGCAGUACAGCAUGGGUCUCUGACUCGUCGGAUGAUUGGGGCUUUGCAGAAAAUGGACCGAGUCUCUGCAGACUGUGAGCAGCAGUACAGGCGUGUCUUGGCGGUAAGCCUAGAGGAACCUCAGGAUACUAUUAGCACCACAUGCAGCAGUGAAAGGCUUGACAAACGAUCACAACGCAAGGUGUCUGAUUUUGGUCUCCCCGUUAAACGCAGGAAAAAUGGGGAAGGGAUUGGUCCCGAUGGGCAGCCGAGAACUCCAGGGAAUCAGGUCUCGACUGUGGCGAAAACAGCAGACGACUCAUUAUUUUGUUCACAGAUGACGGAUGACAUAGGUGAAGACUUCCCUGACAUGUCAACUCUUUUGGAUAGAGCGUUGAGAAAAAGUGGCGGAGUCAUCAAUUUGUCAUGAGUGAUGAUAGGGAUGGCUGAUACGGUCUUUUCCAUUUGAUUAGAAGUCCAGUUCCAUAGGACGUUAAUUUCGGCAGGAUAUACCCCUCU